Messenger RNA from Alternaria burnsii, 921 nucleotides. RefSeq lists its product as uncharacterized. The record is from RefSeq and is a predicted model, not a curated record. Lineage: Eukaryota; Fungi; Ascomycota; Dothideomycetes; Pleosporales; Pleosporaceae. The transcript has 4 exons. The coding region runs from base 1 to 921 and encodes 306 amino acids.
AUGGCCAAUGAAGAGCAGAGAAGGGCCUUUGAGUCGUACAUGGGCCGCACUGGCGGCAGCGGCAGUGGCAGUGGCAGUGGCAGCAACGGACAAGACCAAAACCAAGGCCAGCCAAUUCCUCAGUACCCGGGUUCCUUCGCCCAGCCAGCCAACUCGUAUCUUUUCAGUGAGUUCUUGAAAUCGGACUGUCUUCAAUUUCCAGGCCUUGGAAUACCUCCUGCGGCACCAACACCCCCACCGGCAGCCUCCUCUUCCGUCGCUUCGUUUCCAGGAUAUCAGGGAGGCUAUCCGCAGGCUGGAUACGGCCAAGGCACCUACAGUCAGACCGGAAUCCCACAGCGCCCAGCGCCGCUUUUAGAUCCGCAGGCACAGCAACAGGGUCAACAACAGAUUUCAACAGCUGGUCCAUUAGGAUAUGCUCAGGCACCAAGGGAUUAUAUCCCUCAGCCCCCGCCUCCACUAGGAUCUAACGCCGACCGGCAGUAUAACAACCAGAAUUCUGAUAUGGAUCGUCGGCGAAUGGCUCCACUUACGAGCGCCAUGGUGCCAUCGUCACGGGAUAUGCAGCAGGAUAAUAUGGAGUCAAGAUCACAGCAGACAAGCGAACGAUAUCACUGCCAACGAUAUGGGCAAUCCCAGGCAACUGCGGCACCACCACUGCAGGUCGAAGAAGUGGCUGUACCAGUUAUGCUGUGUCACACCUGUAGUCACUGCGGCCAAAUGCGCUCCGCAGGCUUCCAUCGCAGUAACCCGGUCCUCCCUGGCAAGCCUAUGGUUCCCACGCUCUGCCGACGAUGCGAGAAGAAGCUUAAGAGCUCAUACCGCUCAAGCAGCAGAUACACACACAUCCGAAAGUGGGUCGGAGGCGAAGCAGAGAGGAAGCCUAUAUUGCGCGCUACUCUCCCAGUCGCCCACGUGUGA